AUGCACCCGGCCGUCUCCAUACUUGCCGAUAAUGUCGUCAAAUACCACCACCUGCUCGCCCCGCUGCUCUACACCGUCCUCGCGGCUGUCGCAAACGUACACACACCGGUCCAGCAUUCGCUGCUCAUAACGACGAUAUCCUGGCUGAUAGUAUGGGUGCCGACUGUCUUCUGGGUGGGCAUAUAUUCAAACAGCGACAGCGCCAAGAGGAAGACGAGCUGGCUGGCUGGCGCGCUGCUUGGUCUGUCUGUGAUAUGCGACCGCGCGGCAUGCGAUAAGCAGGGCAUCUGGGCGACCAAGGCCCUUAUUCCCUUCUUCACCGUCCUGUUCUCCGAGAACCAAUUGGUCGCAAAACACCUCGCCCUACCCACCUGGACCGUUCUCGAUGGCCCUGCAGCCGAGACCAAGACCUCCCCGGAGCGACAGCCUCAUACCGAACCAUAUGGGAUACUAGCAGUUCUCGUUGUCUCUGCGAGCGCUGUUCUAGGCGUCUACGCAGUUCCUACCACGGUCGCGCUUGGUGUCAGCAGUGCCAUCUUCGCGGCUACUGGCCUCGUCCUGUUUGAGUCUACCAUACAAGCCGCGACAGAAGAGGGCGAGGGCGGCAAGCGAGGACUUGGGUCUGCGAACGGGAAUAUGACCAAGGGUCAUCCGGCUGCGCAAUUGAUUGACGCAGCCGAGGCAGACUUCCAAGGCACUCUUAACCGACAAUCCAAGUCUCUCGCUGAUGCGGUUCGAGAGUACCGACGCAGGAACGGGAUCUCGCCACCUCCGCACUUCGACAAAUGGUACGAGUUUGCGACGCGCAACGGUGUUGUGAUGAUAGACGAAUACGACACGAUCAAUGAGAUGUUGCUACCGUUCUGGGCGCUCAAACCAUCAACGAUUCGGUCGCGCAUUGCGAAUGCGUUAGGUCAUGAAGACAGCUCAAUGCUUGCAAUUGCGAUACGCCAUGGCGCCGUGGAGAACUUCCAAGGCGGCGAUGAAUGGCAACAACAGGCUACCAUUGGCAUGAUGAAGCAGUUUGUCCAGUAUCUGCCCGACAUGGAUCUGGGCUUCAACUUGCACGACGAACCGCGAGUCGUUGUGCCCGACAAUCUGUUGUCGUCGAUGGUGGCAAAGGCGAGGGACGAAAUUCUACCGCGUACUGCGAAGAACACCGCACCUCGCAAUGCCUUCUCCGCUCGUCCAGAAGACUUGAGUGAUGGUACACGAUUUGCCGAAGUUAGCACGACCAAGUUCAAUCGCUUUGCGCAUCAACAGACAUGGACGCAUUCGCGGCUAUCGUGUUCUCCUGGCACUCAGGCCCAAACCUUCGAAGACUACGCUGCCGACAACUUCACCGCGUAUGCCGCCAGCGACCUUGGCUUCAUCUACAAUACGACUGCAUUUUCCGACAUCUGCAACUCGCCCUCUUUCUCGUCAACGUUUGGAUUUUUCGAGCGCCCCAACGCCUUCAGUAUCAUCCAUGAGCUGACACCCGUCUUCUCGCAGUCGAAGAUUUCCAGCUUCCAGGACAUCCUAUACCCCAGUCCAUGGUACUGGAUGGGCAAAGUAGGCUACGAUGAGACACACGACACGACCUGGGAGAACAAAACCAACAGCCUCUACUGGCGCGGCUCCACAACAGGCGGUUUCAGUCGCAACGGCGGCUGGCGACGUCAACACCGCCAGCACGUCGUCCAACGCCUCAACGCCCCCGAUACCGCCAAAGUCCUCGAACCCGUCUCCAACCCCACCUCAACCUACGCCGUAACCUCGAUCGAGCGUAAAGCCCUCAAAGACCUCAUCGACGUCCACUUCUCGCACAUCGGCCAAUGCGACCCCGGCGACUGCGACGCCCAAAACGAAUUCUUCGACGUGACCGAACGCGUCGACGGCCAAGACGCAUGGUACUACAAGCACCUCCUCGACAUGGACGGCAACGCCUUCUCCGGCCGCUUCUACAGCUUCCUCAAGUCCCGCAGUCUGACCUACAAAAUGGCGCUGUUUCGCGAGUGGCACGCAGAGUGGCUACGACCAUGGGUGCAUUAUAUCCCCCUCUCCCUCCGCGGCGACGAACAUCUCGAUCUUGUACGGUGGUUCAGUGGUACACAGGUCUUUGACGAUGACGGCGAUGGGGUUGUUGAGAGAGUCAAGGCGGAUGGAAGCAAGAAGGGUGGGAAUGGCGCGAGUGAGGGGGAGAAGAAGGCGCGGCUUAUUGCGAAGAGGAGUUCUGAGUGGCAUGAUAGCGUGUUGAGGAAUGUGGACUUUGAGGUUUGGUUCUUUAGGUUGCUGUUGGAGUAUGGGAGGGUGGUGGAUGAUAAGAGGGAGGAGAUUGGGUUUGCGGGGCCGUAG
Molecule: messenger RNA, 2337 nt
Organism: Alternaria hordeiaustralica
Lineage: Eukaryota; Fungi; Ascomycota; Dothideomycetes; Pleosporales; Pleosporaceae
Exons: 3
Coding region: 1-2337 (778 amino acids)
Source: RefSeq, a predicted model, not a curated record